CCGACAUGGAGGUACACAAAGCAGUUCUUUUACUUGGUCUCUUUCUUUUUACAGGUUUUCUCAGGAGUCACAGUCAAAGCACAGAUGUUCUGGAAGCAUAUAUUAAAACUGAUGGGGCCUGGAUAGUGAAAUUGCCUAAAUCUCAAUAUACUGUCAAUACAGUGGAGGAAUGUGCCGUCAAGUGUAACAAAGAGGUUUCCUUUACAUGCAGGUCCUUCUUGUACAUCGAAAAAGAUCAGGAUUGUGUAACAUUACCUGCCAACUCAAAAACUGAUCAAAUACUGAGAAGAAUGAGUGCUGCCCUCUACGAGAAAAAGGAGUACUUACUGGAAUGUGUAAAUGGCAUUGGCAUGGACUACAGAGGGACAAAAUCCAAGACAAAAUCAGGGAAAACAUGUCAGCGAUGGGAGGGAACUUUCCCCCAUGUACCCAACAUAACACCAAGAGCUUACCCAAAAGCAGAUUUGGAGUCCAACUUUUGUCGAAACCCAGAUGGAGAUAAGGGGGGUCCCUGGUGCUACACCACAGAUCCUGAGAAACGAUGGGAGCACUGCAAUAUCCAAGACUGCACAGAGGAAUGUAUGCAGUGCAGUGGAGAAAACUACAGAGGGAAAAUCUCCACCACUGUGAGUGGAUUCACCUGCCAACGCUGGGACUCUCAGCAACCCCAAAACCACGGUUACCUUCCUUCAGCUCUUCCUGAUAAGUACUUGGAAGAGAACUACUGCAGGAACCCCGAUGGAGAGCCCAGGCCCUGGUGCUUCACCACCAGUCCAUCCAAACGCUGGGAAGCUUGUGCCAUCCCUCGAUGCACAACUGAACCACCGACAAUUGUACCGGAGCUUACCUGUGCAAGUGGAGAAGGUAGUUCCUACAGAGGCACAAUUUCAGUCACAAUCACAGGGAAAACAUGCCAGCAAUGGACAUCCCAAAGUCCUCACAAACAUUCCAGAUCUCCAGAAAAUUACCCAUGCAAAGGCCUUGAUGGGAACUACUGCAGAAAUCCUGAUAAUGAAAGAAGUCCAUGGUGUUACACUACAGAUCCUGAGACCCGCUGGGAAUACUGCAGUGUGCCUAGUUGUGGAGAUCAACCUAGACCUGAGGAGCCCGUGAUCCCCCAGGGUGAGGAAUGUUAUGAGGGUGAUGGAAGUUCAUACCGAGGUGUCAUGUCUGAGACCAUAAGUGGAAAGAAAUGCCAGUUCUGGACAUCCAUGGAGCCUCAUCGACAUUCCAAAACACCUCAGAACUUUCCCAAAGCAGAUCUAAGGAGAAACCUGUGCAGAAACCCAGAUGGAGACAGAGCCCCUUGGUGUUACACCACAGAUCCCACAGUUCGGUGGGAGUACUGCAAUAUUGAGCGGUGUGACAACAGGCCCAACAUACAGGAACCUCCUGCCAAACCAGCAGCUACAACUCCAACACAGUCUACUCCAGCUCAGUCUACUCCAGAUCAAUCUGCUCCCUCAGAAAAAGAUUGUAAAAAUGGCAAUGGAGCAGAAUACCGGGGUUCCACAUCCAUGACUGUCAUGGGAGUGACUUGCCAAGCAUGGAGGUCAAUGACCCCUCAUCAGCAUGCCAGUUUUACCCCUGAAACCCAUCCAGACAAGGGUCUAGAGUCUAAUCAAUGCAGAAACCCAGACAGUGAUGUAAAUGGGCCUUGGUGUUACACAACAGACCCAAGUAAAAAGUGGGAUUACUGUCAGAUCCCAGACUGCGAGAGUCUGAAAUGUGGACAACCAGCAACAAAGCCCAAGCGCUGCUUUGGGCGUAUUGUCGGGGGAUGUGUUUCCAAACCACAUUCCUGGCCUUGGCAGAUCAGUCUUAGGACCAGAGGCAAAAUUCAUUUCUGUGGGGGAACAUUAAUUGAUCCACAAUGGGUCGUAACUGCAGCUCACUGCCUUGAGAGAUCUGAUAGUCCAUCUGCAUACAAGAUCAUGCUAGGAAUCCACACAGAGCGAGCAACUGAAUCAUCAAAACAGGAGCGAGAUGUUACAAAGAUUAUUAAGGGACCAGCUGGAACUGACAUUGCUCUUCUCAAGUUGGACAGGCCUGCAUUAAUAAAUGAUAAGGUGUCACCUGUAUGUCUACCAGAAAAAGACUACAUUGUACCCAGCAAUACUGAAUGCUAUGUAACAGGAUGGGGGGAGACACAGGAUACUGGUGGAGAAGGCUACCUGAAAGAGACCGGUUUCCCUGUAAUUGAGAACAAAGUCUGUAACCGUCCAUCAUUUCUGAAUGGCCGUGUGAAGGACCAUGAAAUGUGUGCUGGGAACAUAGAAGGUGGAAAUGACAGUUGCCAGGGUGACAGCGGUGGACCUCUCGUCUGCUAUGCACAGAACACCUUUGUCCUUCAGGGAGUUACAUCAUGGGGUCUGGGCUGCGCUAAUGCCAUGAAACCGGGAGUUUACACCCGAGUCUCGAAGUUUGUCGACUGGAUUGAACGCAGCAUAAAGGAAAACUGAGAACUGAUCGGAUCAAUCAAAUGAUCUACAACAGAAUUUAAGUGUACAACUCAUGAUGAAAUAAUAAUGAAAAUAAAGUGAUAUUCUAAGAGACCCUGUUCAGAAGUUCAAUAGUUACGGUUGAAGUAAGAAUUAUUAUCCCCCCCCCUGUGAAUUUUUGUUUCUUUUUUAAAUAUUUCCCAAAUGAUGUUUAACAGCGCAAGGAAAUUUUCACAGCAUGUCUGAUAAUAUUUUUUCUGCUGGAAAAAGUCUUAUUUCAUUUAUUUUGGCUAGAAUAACAGCAGUUAUACAUUUUUUUAAAACCAAUUUAAGGUCAAAAUUAUUAGCCCCUUUAAGCUUUUUUUAUUUUUUAUGAUUGUUUCCAGAACAAACCAUUGUUAUACAAUAACUUGCCUAAUUACCCUAACCUGCCUAAUUAACCUAGUUAAGCCUUUAAAUGUCACUUUAAGCUGUAUAGAAGUGUCUUGAAUAAUAUCAGUCAAAUAUUAUUUACUGUCAUCAUGACAAAAAUAAAAUAAAUCAGUUAUUAGACUAGAGUUAUUAAAACUAUUAUGUUUAAAAAUGUUUUCUCUCUGUUAACGGAAGAAUAAACCAGAUGUCUUCCACUAUGAACAGGCAAUUCCCAGUGAACAUGUUUUAUUACAGAACUUUCUAGAAUGUAAUCAGAUCUGGUAAAGGAAAAAUAGUUUGAAUACAUUAAACAGUCGGUAAACA
Messenger RNA from Danio rerio (zebrafish), 3176 nucleotides. It is a transcript of the gene plg, whose product is annotated as plasminogen. NCBI's taxonomy places the organism in Eukaryota, Metazoa, Chordata, Actinopteri, Cypriniformes, Danionidae. The record is from RefSeq and is marked validated. Gene Ontology annotation, biological process: proteolysis. Gene Ontology annotation, cellular component: extracellular region. Gene Ontology annotation, molecular function: serine-type endopeptidase activity; peptidase activity; hydrolase activity.